Messenger RNA from Williopsis jadinii, 726 nucleotides. It is a transcript of the gene CAT5, whose product is annotated as putative monooxygenase CAT5. Gene Ontology annotation, molecular function: 3-demethoxyubiquinol 3-hydroxylase activity. Gene Ontology annotation, biological process: ubiquinone biosynthetic process. The record is from RefSeq and is a predicted model, not a curated record. Lineage: Eukaryota; Fungi; Ascomycota; Saccharomycetes; Phaffomycetales; Wickerhamomycetaceae. Gene Ontology annotation, cellular component: mitochondrial inner membrane. Bases 1 to 726 code for a protein of 241 amino acids. The transcript has a single exon.
AUGUCAUCAACUGUGCUCAAGACGAUCCCCAAAGGUGCCAAGUUCUCCACCCUUUCGCAAUUGCGUGCUGCAGUACAAUCGACAUCGGUUCCAGAUUCCAAACCUGAACCUCCAAAGCAGUACGAAUAUGGUGCUUUGAACGAUGUACAGAAGGCCUUCUUGGAUAGAGUUAUCCGUGUGGAUCAAGCGGGAGAACUCGGUGCCAAUUAUAUCUAUGCUGGGCAGUACCUGGUGCUCUCAUCGAGGGAACCACAUCUUAAACCAGUGUUGAAGCACAUGUGGGAACAAGAGAUCCAUCAUCAUAACACGUUUAAUGCACUCCAGGUGAAACAUAGGGUCCGUCCUUCUUUCAUCACCCCGUUGUGGAAAUUGGGUGCGUUCUCCAUUGGUGUCGGAACUGCUCUAAUUGGCAAAGAAGCUGCAAUGGCUUGCACCGUUGCUGUUGAGACAGUGAUUGGAGGCCAUUAUAACGACCAACUGAGGGUAUUGGCUGGUAAAUUUGACAUCCCAGCCAAGGAUCUAUUGACCGGUGAAACCGUGACUGGUGUUACAAGCGACGAACUUCACGGGCUGAAAGAAACCAUCAGAACCUUUAGAGAUGACGAAUUGGAGCAUUUGGAUACAGCUGUGGAGCACGAUGCUGAAAAGGCCGUCCCAUAUUGGCUGCUCACGGAAGCCAUUAAAUUGACAUGUAGGGCUGCCAUUUGGACCGCUGAAAGGGUUUGA